Molecule: messenger RNA, 625 nt
Organism: Drosophila miranda
Lineage: Eukaryota; Metazoa; Arthropoda; Insecta; Diptera; Drosophilidae
Product: multiple coagulation factor deficiency protein 2 homolog
Exons: 4
Coding region: 56-562 (168 amino acids)
Molecular function (GO): calcium ion binding
Source: RefSeq, a predicted model, not a curated record
CACACUGCCCUUUCCCGACAAAGUGUUGUCAGAGCUUCCCAACUGAAUCCACAAGAUGUGCAAGCUAUCGAAUGUGCUCAACUUUAUUAUCUGCAUAGCCAACUUUAGUCAAAGCUUCGAUGGAGCCCUGGCCCUGAAGAGGGGACCCCACCAUCCGCGGGGCGAGACCCGGCGCGUGGAUCAGCAUCUCACCCACGAAGAGCAUCGCAUCGACGAUGAUCUCAAGGAAAUGGGCGUGCAGGCCAACCUGGACGACCUCAGCGAGGAAGAGAAGAUAUUCUAUAUGUUCAAGGCCCACGACAAUGACAAUAAUAACGCGCUGGAUGGCCUGGAGAUGAUACAAUCAGCCAUGCAUCACAACUACGACUACUUCAAGAACAGCGAGCGGGACGAGUACUUGCAGAAUGCCACCGACGAACUAGAGCACUUUAUAGAGGCCAUUGAUAAGUUUCUGCUGAUUGCCGACGACAAUAAUGACGGGCUCCUGCACUACCCGGAGUUCGUGAAGGCCAUAUCCGGGGGCAAGGAGCAGCCGGGCCUGGACAGGAAUCUGUUGCGCUAGAGGGAAGGGGCAUCGCAUCAUCCGCAGUAGAAACAAUAAUAGUUGUAGACUAGUCAAAUAUAU